CACAUUCCCCCACUAACCUCACAAGGUAUUGGGAAAUAUUAGGGUUCUUCCCAAUUCCUAUCAAGCAAUUCGACGCGUUCCUACAUAGCCGCGUAAACUUGUUUUUGGGUUUGUUCGUUUCAAUCUUAGAAAUCCUGUCGGAGAGUAAAUUUGUCUGCUUGUGCUCGUGAAGAGAGAUCGAGUUUGUGAGAUAGCAAUGGAAACGGAUCUCAGUGAUUAUACCGUUAUCAAGGAAGGAGAAGCGGAGAUUCUCAUGCACAAGAAGAACCAAGUGUUCUUCAACAAGGCCCAGGUCAACAACAGGGACAUGUCUAUUGCUGUCCUAAGGGCAUUUAUAUCGAAGCGCAAACAAGAACAUGAGGCUAUGUUGUCUAAAAGAAAUAGAUCAGCUGGGAAAGUGCUUGACAAGGAUGCUUCCGAAUCUGCCACCGGAGAAGCUCCCUGUGAAAAGAACAAUAUGAAUAAUGGAAAGACUAAUGGAGAACAUGAAGUGGCACCCGAAGAUGGGCCGAGCUCCGCAUCGAAAGAACCUUCCAAGGCCGUCGAGGAAACGGGUCGGAGGGAGCUCAAGCCACCGAGAGUGCUUGAGGCACUGUCAGCUUCCGGUUUAAGGGCUUUGAGAUAUGCUCGUGAAGUUGAGGGAAUUGGUCAAGUUGUGGCACUAGACAAUGACCAAGCAUCGGUGGAAGCUUGCCGGAGGAACAUAAAGUUCAAUGGCUCGGUGGUGUCUUCAAAGGUCGAGUCUCAUCAUACUGAUGCUCGUGUAUAUAUGCUCACCCACCCAAAAGAAUUCGAUAUGGUUGAUCUCGAUCCAUACGGUUCACCAUCUAUCUUCCUCGAUUCAGCUGUCCAAUCAGUUGUUGAUGGUGGGUUGCUGAUGUGUACGGCAACUGACAUGGCAGUGUUAUGUGGAGGAAAUGGAGAGGUUUGCUAUUCCAAAUAUGGUUCUUAUCCGUUGAGAGGGAAAUAUUGUCAUGAGAUGGCUCUGAGGAUCCUCCUUGCCAGCAUCGAGAGUCAUGCAAAUCGCUACAAGCGGUACAUUGUACCUGUCCUGUCUGUGCAAAUGGAUUUCUAUGUUCGUGUUUUUGUCCGUGUCUACACCUCGGCAAGUGCAAUGAAGAACACUCCUCUCAAGCUUUCGUAUGUCUACCAAUGCACCGGUUGUGAUUCUUUUCAUCUUCAGACUGUCGGAAGAUCUCUCCCUAAGAAUAACAGUGUACGGUAUCUACCGGCAAUUGGUCCAGUUGUUCCUCAGGAUUGCAUCCAUUGCGGGAAGAAAUAUAACAUGGGUGGACCGAUAUGGUCUGCUCCCAUACACGAUCAAGAAUGGGUGGCUUCAAUCCUAAACGGUGUGAAAUCCAUGAAAGAUAGAUAUCCUGCUUAUGACCGGAUCUGUGCUGUGCUUACCACAAUUUCAGAGGAAUUACCAGAUGUUCCUCUGUUUUUGAGCUUGCACAAUCUCUGUGGAACCCUAAAAUGCACUUCACCGUCAGCUGCGAUGUUCAGAUCAGCAGUGAUCAAUGCUAAGUACCGAAUCUCGGGGACCCAUGUGAACCCACUUGGGCUUAAGACAGAUGCUCCAAUGGAAGUCAUCUGGGACAUCAUGCGUUGCUGGGUUAAAAAUCAUCCAGUGAAGGCUCAAUCACCUGAUCAGCCCGGAAGUGUGAUUCUGUCCAAGGAACCAUCUCAUCAGGCGGACUUCUCUCGUCAAGUUGGGUCGCUGAGCAAGGCACAGGCGAAGAAAGUAGCACGCUUUCUGCCGAACCCAGAAAAGCAUUGGGGUCCAAAGGUGAGGGCAGGUCGCCUUAUCACUAGCAAACACAUCUCGCUCCUUGGCCCUGAAGCUGUCAACGGCCAUCUCCACCACGACCAGGAAGAAGAGGAAGAAGACAAGGACCAGGAGGAGCGUGAUCCCAAACGCCAAAAGACAACAGAGGAUCUUUCCUCCACGUCGUAAGCCCUGUUUUGAGCUCUCUUGAGAGAAGAGAAAUGGUCUCACAUCGGAGAAGCCUCUUAUUUAGAGAAAAGCCAGUCGCCGCAGCAGCAGCAGCCAUGUGUCUUGUUUUUUGUACGACAUUUUUUUCUCUCUAUUUUUAUGCCUUUUUAUUACGGAAUAAUAAUGCCCAUUUUCAUCAAUUCUUUAUAAAUUUUUUGAUCCA
Messenger RNA from Tarenaya hassleriana, 2159 nucleotides. Its product is annotated as probable tRNA (guanine(26)-N(2))-dimethyltransferase 1. The transcript has 12 exons. NCBI's taxonomy places the organism in Eukaryota, Viridiplantae, Streptophyta, Magnoliopsida, Brassicales, Cleomaceae. Gene Ontology annotation, cellular component: nucleus. The record is from RefSeq and is a predicted model, not a curated record. Bases 197 to 1957 code for a protein of 586 amino acids. Gene Ontology annotation, molecular function: RNA binding. Gene Ontology annotation, biological process: tRNA N2-guanine methylation.